UUUUCAUUAGGUGGUCAAAGUGGGAGAUUGGUCUUUGGUGCUUGACCCUCCCAAAGACAACCUGUUACUUGCCGCAGACCUGCAAAGCGAAUGGUCGCUCUCAGACGGUUCCAGCUCUUUUGUCCCACCCCCUCUCUGCGAAUAUCGCGUGGCAAAGGUGCGAGAGGCGGUGCACCGGUCUAGGGCGGCGGUGACGCUCUGCGGUCGCUCCGUCACCGGCUACUUCGAUGUCGACGGCGAAUUUUACUUUCUGGAGGAGGCGGACGAGAGUACCGGCAGACAUGUUCUCUAUCGAAGCAACCUUCCCCACUUUCCACAAAAACGUUCAGCCACCUUGAAGAACUCCGCACCACACAGUGUUUCCGAACAAUGGGUCUACAAUUUGACAGGUGACACCUUCGAGAUCGAUGACGAAGACGAAGGAAUCCGCUUCGAACACGAGUUUCUCGAGGGAACAGAAGAAAAAGUGACAGAAAAUGAGAUUUUAUCGACGAAUACCACUGACAACAAUCCAGACCUGCUUCAAGAAGGAGAUUGGCAGUAUUGGACGGGCGAUGAUGGAUACUUUUAUGAUAUUGGCUGGACUACGAAUACUGUCCAAGCUCGGAAACCGGAAAUGAGAAAUUCUUCAUCCUCACUUCCUGCCAGAUGGAUGGAAAUAGCAGUAGCCGUGGACCACACUGUGAUAUCCUUCCAUGGUCGGAAUAAAGUUGAACAGUAUGUUCUGUCUCUUCUGAAUAUUGUGAGCGCCAUCUACCAAGACCCCUCCUUAGACUCCAACCUCAAGCUUGUCGUGACCAAACUCCUGUUCUACGAGCGCGAGAAGCACCACGUGAUCCGCCCAGGCAACGCCAAAAAGUCCCUGGAGAACGUCAACCUAUGGAACAGGAAGCUGCACGCUAGCGCAGCUGCCUCCAGGCACGACGUGGCCGUCUGGCUAACCCGAUCUGACAUCGGGGGACCGUCGGGGUACGCGCCCGUGGGCGGGGCCUGCGACCCCAAGAGGAGUUGCGCUCUCAACAGGGACGAGGGGCUGACUAGUGCUUUCAUCAUUGCCCACGAGACUGCGCAUAUUUUGGGUUUGAGUCAUGAUGGAGACCUGAAAAAUGGCAACAACUGUUCGCAAGAAGCGCUGGACGGAAGUGUCAUGGCUCCGAUGGUGUCUGCGACUUUCAAUAAGUUCUUCUGGUCAGAAUGCUCGAAGAAAGACUUCAGGAAGUACAGUAGUAAAUGGUCUUGUCUUCGGAACCAACCGAGAGGAAAAGGAGAUAUAUCGUUGAAUGCCACUCUUCAGACUGCAUUUACUAUGGACCAACAGUGUAGGAUGGAGUUCGGAAAUGGGUUCGCCAUGUGCAGAGCCUUCGAAAUCAUCGAACCAUGUCAGCAUUUAUGGUGUGGGCACGAGAAAAGCCCAAUGGUUUGCAAGACCAAGAAAGGACCUCCACUAGAAGGCACUGAAUGCGGUUUCGGGAAGUGGUGUAUGAACGGCUACUGCGAGGACUUCGCUAACCGUAGGGUGGAGAGGGGGCCGAUAGUGCUGAACCCCCAACACGGAGAGUGGGGCGAGUGGGGACCUUGGGGAGUGUGCUCCCGGCCGUGCGGGGCGGGGGUCAGAUUCCGGACCAGGAAAUGCGACAGUCCUCCGCCAUCUUAUGGCGGAAAGCAGUGCGUGGGGAAAUCAGAGGAAUGGAGUAUCUGCAGGGAUCAGGAAUGUCUCGAGCCGCUAAUGGACAUGCGGGCUCAGCAAUGCAAACAGCUGCCGGCACUUUUCGAUUCAGAGGGAAAUCGACAUCUGAACUUCACCUGGCUUCCUUACGAGAGUGACGAAAAUGCUAAGAAGUGCAAGUUUAUUUGUCUGAAUGCUGAGAGGAAAGAACUUUAUAUCAGCUCUGAAAAUUUGAUAGAUGGUACACCUUGCUCCUAUGACAAUGAGGACAAUAUUUGUGUUCAGGGGCAAUGUCAAGUAGUUGGCUGUGAUGGAGUUCUGCAUUCAACGAAGGAAAGAGACAGGUGUGGAGUAUGCGGAGGUGAUAAUUCUGGAUGUUCAGAGAUGAAAUCGACUCUGAAUAGAAAACUAAGGAGAGAAUCGAGCAGGGUGGCUAUCCUUCCGAAAAUGGCAAGACAAAUUAGGGUGGAAAUCAACGUCACCGUCUAUCACUCUGAUAACCCUCUCUUGGCUCUCAUUCUCAAGAACAGAAGAAAGAAGAAGUACGUGGUCUCCAUACCAAACACAGUCGUACACACCAAAAUUCUUGAAGGAACCAAAUUCUACUAUAAGAAAUUCAACAACAGACACAGCCUGUGGUCUACUGGACCGUUGAAAAACGAGAUGGUCAUUUUGGCGAUAGUACCCAAAACCGAGCUCAGAGCUGGCAUGAACAUCUCCUGCAGCACCUCGUACAGCAUUCACAAAGACCACCUGAUCCCCUCCAAGAGGUACACCUGGAUCAUCGGAGGUUGGGGCCCGUGUUCUGCCAGCUGCGAUGGUGGCAAGCGGCACAGGACGGCCGCUUGUUGGGAUAAUUUGCAGGACAAGAUCGUGAAGAGGAAUCUUUGUUCAUUGUUGAACAGACCCAAGCUAGGAUCAGAAAAAUGCAAUACAUUCGGGUGCAGCUUUGAAUGGAUAGCAGGAGAAUGGGAACCAUGCCCAGUAUCGUGUGGCACCAAAGGAAUACAGCAGAGGCAAAUUUACUGCGUACCUAAUUCCGCUCUGUCGGUCAUACUAAACCAGUUCAAUGGUACCAUGAGGGAACCUUGGAGGUACCUGGUCCAUCCAAGGAGAUGCUCGGACUCCAAACCGUUAAGCACCAGGCCUUGCAACAGGCAACCGUGUUUUUCGUAUUGGAAUUUCACAGAAUGGUCACAGUGUUCAUCAUCUUGCGGGCACGGCAUCCAAACCAGGUCCUUCGUUUGUCCCCCUCCAGAAGACGAAACCUUUUUCACUUGUGGUCCCACACCUACUGCGCAGAAAAGAAGCUGCAGCGGGCCUUUCAACAGACGCUCCCACCACCUCUGCAGAGGCAGGAGAGGGGCAAGAUGCGUCAAAGACGAGUCCGAGUAUUGCAGUUUCGACCUUCUGCGCAGCUACUGCAAACUGGGCGGUUUCAGGAAGCUGUACUGCAAAUCUUGUUCGGGGCAUACGGUCCAGUUGGACAAUAAUUCAGUAGUGUCGCUAAGCCUUUGA
This is a messenger RNA of Phaedon cochleariae (mustard beetle), 3184 nucleotides long. Lineage: Eukaryota; Metazoa; Arthropoda; Insecta; Coleoptera; Chrysomelidae. The record is from the annotation of a GenBank genome assembly.